Saitoella complicata NRRL Y-17804 is the source of this 942-nucleotide messenger RNA. Its product is annotated as WD40 repeat-like protein. The transcript is spliced from 2 exons. Lineage: Eukaryota; Fungi; Ascomycota; Saitoellomycetes; Saitoellales; Saitoellaceae. Gene Ontology annotation, cellular component: nucleus; cytosol. The coding region runs from base 1 to 942 and encodes 313 amino acids. Gene Ontology annotation, molecular function: ribosome binding; protein kinase C binding; translation regulator activity. The record is from RefSeq and is a predicted model, not a curated record. Gene Ontology annotation, biological process: positive regulation of protein phosphorylation; rescue of stalled cytosolic ribosome.
AUGGCCGACUCCCUGAUUCUCCGUGGUACCCUUGAGGGUCACGCUGGCGAUGUUACCGCUCUCGCCACCUCUGCCGAGAACCCCGACGUGCUCUUGUCCGCUUCCCGUGACAAGUCCAUCAUCGUCUGGAACUUGACCCGCGAUGAGGCUUCCUACGGUGUCCCCAAGCGCUCCCUCCACGGACACAACAGCUUCGUCUCCGACGUUGUCAUCUCCUCUGACGGCAUGUACGCUUUGUCCGCUUCCUGGGACAAGACCCUCCGCCUCUGGGACUUGAACACUGGUUUGACUACCAAGCGUUUCGUCGGCCACACCUCCGACGUUCUCUCCGUCUCCUUCUCCGCCGACAACCGUCAGAUUGUCUCCGGAUCCCGUGACCGCACCAUUAAGUUGUGGAACACCCUCGGUGACUGCAAGUACACCAUCCAGGACCAGGGCCACACCGAGUGGGUCUCCUGCGUUCGUUUCUCCCCCAACCCCGGAAAUCCCGUCAUCGUCUCCGCCGGCUGGGACAAGAUCGUCAAGGUCUGGGACCUCACCAAGUUCAAGCUCCGCACCAACCACAUCGGUCACACCGGUUACAUCAACACCGUCACCGUCUCCCCCGAUGGUUCUCUCUGCGCUUCCGGUGGUAAGGACGGAACUACCAUGCUCUGGGACCUCAACGACUCCAAGCACCUCUACUCCUUGGACGCCGGAGACGAGAUCAACGCUCUCGUCUUCUCCCCCAACCGUUACUGGUUGUGCGCUGCCACCGCUUCGUCCAUCAAGAUCUUCGACCUCGAGUCCAAGUCCAUCGUCGACGAGCUCAAGCCCGAGUUCAUCGGUGUUGGCAAGAAGUCCCGCGAGCCCCAGUGUCUCUCCCUCGCCUGGUCCGCUGACGGUUCUACCUUGUUCGCCGGUUACUCCGACGCCAAGAUCCGCGUUUACUCCGUUGUCUAA